Molecule: messenger RNA, 3966 nt
Organism: Penicillium cataractarum
Lineage: Eukaryota; Fungi; Ascomycota; Eurotiomycetes; Eurotiales; Aspergillaceae
Product: ABC transporter ATP-binding protein
Exons: 2
Coding region: 1-3966 (1321 amino acids)
Biological process (GO): transmembrane transport
Cellular component (GO): membrane
Molecular function (GO): ATP hydrolysis activity; ATP binding; ABC-type transporter activity
Source: RefSeq, a predicted model, not a curated record
AUGAUGUUCCUUCAGAAGCUGGCGGGCUAUCCCCGCCUGCUUAUGGCAGGUAAACCAUCGCAACUCGACAUAGGCAUGCUAUUGACUGGUCUGGCCAGUGCGAUAGCAUCUGGUGUCCCGUUCCCUAUCAUCGGUAUAAUCUUUGGUCAACUACUCGAUGACUUCAACUCUGUGAGCUGUGAUGAAAGUAGCGGCACAAGCACUUCAGAGUCCAAUGCGAGCUACCAAAGCUCUAUCAACAGCAAGAUCUUGUUGAUUGUCUACCUGGCCAUCGCCCAAUUUGUCUUGAUUUAUGCCCACCUCACAUGCUGGACCAUGUACGGUGCCCGUUUGUCUCAGAGGCUACGAGAGAAUUAUCUGCAAAACCUGCUUCGACAAGAGCCAUCGCACUUUGACGACUUGCCGCCAGGCGAGGUUGCUUCUCGACUCAGUAGCGAUAUUCAAACCAUUCGUUCAGGCACAUCAGAGAAAGUCGGCAUUGUUAUCGCUGCCUUCUCAUUCUUUAUCACUGCUUAUAUCGUCGCUUUCAUCAAAUACUGGGAACUUGCGGCAAUUCUCCUCUCAUUAAUUCCCGCCUAUCUCUUGAUGUCCUUCGUUGGUAGUCACUACAUCGAGAAGUACACCGGGCUGAUGUCGGAUUAUGCUGCCUCCGCCGCAACCAUUGCCUCAGAGGCACUUUCAAACAUUGUCGUAGUGCAGGCCUUUGGUGCGAAUACCCGACUCGAGGAAAAGUUCUCGCGAGCUCUCAAGCUAGCGGAGCAUGAAGGCUUGAAGAAGGCCGCAGCCGUUGGCACGCAGUCUGGAGUCCUGUACUUCAUCGCGUACGGCGCCAAUGGUCUGGCCUUUUGGCAAGGUGCUCAGCGAGUUGCGGAUGCAGUGAAUGGUGGCUCUGGCGAUGUUACUGUUGGCUCUACUUUUACCGUGAUUUUCAUUUUGAUUGAAGCCACUUUGAUGUUGAGUCAGGUUGCGCCAUUCCUCCAUCUAUUCGUCCAAGCCGUUGCCUCCUACGCAAAACUGCGUGAGGAUAUUGACCGCCAGCCCCUAAUCGAUGGCACUACCACUUCAGGUCUCCGGAUUUCGCAGGCAGAGGGUGGCUUCGAGCUCAAAGAUGUCUCUUUCAUUUAUCCAUCCCGACCUGAGAUCAAGGUCCUGGAUAAUAUCACCAUCUCCUUGCCCGCUAAGAAGCACACUGCUCUCGUUGGUCUUUCUGGAAGUGGCAAGUCCACUAUCGCAGGCCUGGUCACUAGGCUUUAUGAUCCAACGGAAGGUCAAAUCUUUUUCGAUGGCAACGAAUUACGCGAUGUCAACCUUCGCGACUUGCGAGGCUUUUGCAGUCUUGUUCAGCAAGAGCCUUCUCUUCUCGACCGCUCUCUACUCGAAAAUAUCGCACAUGGUCUUAUCAACUCCAGUAACCCCAGUCAUGAACACUUGAAGGAUACACUCCUAAGCCCUGCCCUUGACGAACUAGCGUCGGAAGUCAGGGACGGCAAAGAUCUCAUGACAGCAGCAGAGGCUCGGGGCCAGGAAGUUGUCGAAAUCGUGAACCUCGUGCAAAAAGCGGCGGUCCUGGCAGAUGCUGAUGGAUUCAUCUCGAAGUUGCAAUACGGAUACGGUACGUCUGUCGGUUCGAGCGGACGCCUUAUUAGUGGUGGCCAGAAGCAACGCGUGUCACUUGCUCGAGCUUUGGUCAAGGACCCUGCAGUCCUCAUCCUGGAUGAAGCGACAGCUUCUCUAGAUUCGCGAAGUGAACAACGCAUCCAAAAGGCAAUCAAUAACAUCUCUACCGGCCGGACUGUGAUUACAAUUGCCCAUCGUCUCUCAACAAUUACCAACGCCGACAACAUCAUUGUCAUGCACAAGGGUAACCUUGUGGAGCAGGGCAAUCAUGCGACCUUGAUGGCUCUAAAUGGAACCUACGCUGAACUCGUCAACCUUCAAACUCUUGGAUCUUCGUCUUCAACCGAUGCUUCGUCAAGCAAAGACACUGCCAGCAGGUCGGAUGAAGUCUCUUUGACCGAUACGGAGAACGAGAAGAUCGGAUUAUCGCAGGAACUUGAAAAGCAAGAGGUGACACAAGUGUCGGCUACUGAAACUCCUGCACCGGAUUCGAGCGAAGAGGAACCUGAGCCAGAGACUCCACGUAAAUCAUUGUGGGCAUUGCUGAAGGGCUACGGACCAGCAGUGAGACCCCAUAUCUUGAUGAUCUUCGUGGCUCUCCUCGGCGCAAGCAUCGUCGGUGGAGCUUUCUCUGGAGAGGCCGUCAUUUUCGGAAAUACAGUUGGCAGUUUGAAUCCUUGCAAUGGAGCGGCUAGCAUUCGGUCUCGCGGGAGCUUCUACGGCCUGAUGUUCUUCAUUUUGGCCAUUAUCGAAUUUUUCGCAAACUUUGCCAGUUGGACUGGAUUCGGCUGGGUUUCUGAAAAAGUUGUGUACGCAGUCAGGGUUCUGUCUUUCCGGUCAUUGUUUGAGCAAGACCUGCAGUGGCACCAGUCGAAUGGCCGAACUCCCGCCAUGCUUUUAUCCUAUAUCACUCGAGACGGCAACGCCCUGGCUGGCCUGAGCGGCUCUGUUAUUGGCUCGCUAUUCUCUAUUACAGUCAACCUCAUCGCUGCAAUUAUCCUCACUCACAUCAUCGCCUGGAAGAUUGCGUUGGUCUGUCUCGCUUUGGUGCCACUUCUCCUUGGAGCUGGCUUGAUGGAGCUCCAUGUGCUUGGGAAGUUUGAGGAACGCCACGAAAAUGCCUACACUAAAUCUGUGGACAUUGGUACGGAGGCAAUUACGUCUAUCAAGACAAUCGCCUCAUUGUCUCUUGAGGAGGAGACAUUGAAGACCUACCGGCGAUCAUUGAAGGGACCUCGCCAGGAGACUUUCAAGGUCACCGUGCUCGCAAGUCUCUGGCAGGCUAUCACCUACUUCCUUGGCAACUGCGUGAAUGCCCUCGCAUAUUGGUGGGGUGCCAAGCAGAUCAUUGCAGGAACCUAUACCCAGACACAGUUCUUGAUUGUGGUGUUCUCGCUUCUUGUCAGUGCACUUCUGUGGAGUCAAAUGUUUGCUCUCGCGCCCGAGCUUUCCAACGCUCGCGCUGCAAUGGCAAGAAUUCUGAGUCUGAUUGAAAUUGGCAAGGACGGAAUGCAAGCACGCAUCCGUGCUCCUUCUCUGACCGAGACCGCAGAGACAGACCCCGAGGCUACAGGGGAACACAAGCCUACUAUUUCUGGCGGCGCUUCAAGCGUGCAAUUCCGCGACGUUCACUUCGCAUACCCCGCUCGGCCAGAUAUUACAGUGUUGAACGGUUUGAGCCUUGAUAUUCGACCUGGCAAAUUCUGUGCCCUUGUCGGACCCAGUGGUGCUGGUAAAUCCACCAUCAUUUCGCUCGUCGAAAGACUCUACAAGCCUGCAUCAGGCGGUAUCAUCAUCGAUGGUGUCGACGUGACCAAGCAUCAAGACGUGGCGUUCCGUGAGUCGAUUGCUCUGGUUCCACAAGAAAGUGUUCUCUUCGAGGGAAGCAUCAAGUUCAAUAUCGGCCUCGGUGCUAGACCUGGCCAUGAAGCAACCAUGGAAGAGAUUCAGGAAGCAUGCAAACUUGCGAACAUCCACGAGGUCAUCAUGGGAUUGCCUGAUGGCUACGAAACCCUCUGUGGACCGAAUGGUAACCAGUUCUCCGGAGGCCAGAAGCAACGGCUCUCUAUCGCUCGAGCACUCGUUCGGAAGCCCAAGCUCCUGAUUCUUGACGAGUCCACCAGUGCCCUGGAUGCUGAAUCGGAGAAGCUCCUGCAAGAUGGCCUCGAGAAGGCUGCCAAGGGAAUCACGGUCAUUGCGAUUGCCCAUCGUCUGCACACUAUCCGCAAGGCCGAUACCAUCUUCUUGAUUGAGGGUGGGCAGUGCAUUGAUCAUGGGUCCCAUGAUGAAUUGCUCGAACGGUCGGAGAGUUACCGGGCGAACGUCAUGCAUCAAACCGUGGCGACAUGA